CCUCUAGCGCUCUCUCUGCCGGUGAAACAGUGUCGGACAGCGGGGGCCAUUUGGCGCAGUUCUGAGCUACAUCCGUUCACAAAGGGCGUUCAAUUUAUUUAUUUACCGUCGUAUUUUGUCACAUUUUUCCUUCAAACCUUCACAAUGAGUUCCAUCAAUGUCAAAAAGCUGAAAGUGAACGAGCUGAAGGACGAGCUGAAGAAGCGCAAUCUGUCGGACAAGGGGCUGAAGGCCGAGCUGAUGGACCGCCUGCAGGCCGCGCUGGACGAGGAGGCCCUGAGCGGAGACCCGGACACCGCGGCCGACGACGGCGUCGACCAAGAGGGCAUGGGCGAGGAAGAGGAAGGCCCCAUUGAAGAAAGCAUGGAGGCCAACGAGGACGAGGGGGAGCCGGAGAACGGGGACGACGGCAAUGGGGUUGCCGAGGACGCGGAGAUGGGUGAGGGGGAAGAGGAAGGGGACGAGGACGACGAGAUGGAUCCCAUGCUCAAGGGAGAUGUAGACGACAUGGAGAAAAUAGAGGCAGAGGACGGUGAGCCCGGAGACCAGGCUGCUGAGGGGGAUGCGGACAAAGACACGAAUGCUGAUCAGAAGAAUAAGAAGGGUGUUAAGAGACGCCGGGAGGAACAUGGAAGGGGCUACUUUGAAUUUAUUGAAGAGAACAAAUACAGCUGGGCCUCAUUUAAGUCUCCUGUGCCCCCGUUGGAGGAGGAAGAUGAAGAGUUUGAUGACACAAAAGUCUGUCUGGAUACCUACAACUGUGACCUGCACUUUAAAGUGUCACGGGACCGUUACAGCGCCUCGUCUCUCACAAUGGAGAGUUUUGCUUACCUUUGGUCCGGAGGCAAGGCCACCUACGGCGUGAACAAAGGCAAAGCCUGCUUUGAGAUGAAGAUUACAGAGAAGAUUCCAGUGAAGCACAUCUCCAGCAAGAACAUGGAGAUCCAUGACGUGCAGGUGGGCUGGUCCCUGGCUGCUGGCACCCUGCUCCUCGGGGAGGAGGAGCAUUCCUACGCUUACUCUGGCAAAGGCAAGAAGACCGCCAACUGUGUGACGGAGGACUUUGGAGAAACCUUUGAGGAGAACGAUGUCAUCUGCUGCAUGAUUGACUUUGAGGGUGAUGAAGUGGAGAUGUCCUUCGCCAAGAAUGGCGGCGAGCCGGCCGUCGCUUUCCAGAUCAGCAAGGACUCCCUGAACGGACAGGCCCUGUUCCCCCACAUCAUCUGCCACAACUGUGCCGUGGAGUUCAACUUCGGCCAGAUGGACACUCCUUACUUCCCUCAGCCUCAGGACUUCACCUUCCUGCAGCAGAUUCCUGUCAGCGACCGAGUCAGAGGCCUGAAGGGACCGCAGACCAGGGCUGACUGUGAGAUCAUAGUGAUGGUUGGUCUGCCGGGCUCUGGAAAGACCACAUGGGUGAAGAACCACGUCCAGGAGAACCCUGGGAAGUACUACAUCCUGGGCAGCGACACCAUCGUGGACAAGAUGAUGAUCAACAGCCUGAAACGCCAAUCCAAGGACAUCACGAAGUUGACCGCCAUCUCUCAGCGAGCUCCUCUGUUCCUGGGGAAGUUCAUUGAGAUCGCUGCCCGCAAGAAGAGGAACUACAUCCUGGAUCAUACCAACCUGUCAGCUCCAGGCCAGAAGAGGAAGAUGUGUUUGUUUGCAGGCUUCCAGCGUAAAGCCGUGGUGGUCUGUCCCUCCGACGACGACUACAAGGAGAGAGUCCAGAAGAAGGUCGAGACCGACGGCAAGGAAGUGCCUGAACACGCUGUGCUCAAGAUGAAGGGCUUCUACUCUCUGCCUGAGGAGGGCGAGAGCUUCAACGAGGUCAUCUACGCUCAGAUGCAGAAGGAGGAGGCGGCCAAGCUGCUGGAACAGUACAAAGAGGAGAGUAAGACGGCUCUGCCCGCCGAGAAGAAGCCCAACCAGGGCAGCACGACGCCCAAGAGAGGCGGCGGUCUGCGAGGCGGCGGCCGCGGAGGAAAGAACCAGUUUGGGCGUGGUGGUGGACCUGGGCAGAGGGGAGGUGGACGUGGAGGCUUCCAGAACAGAGGCAACUUCAGAGGAGCUCCUGGACCCCGUGGCGGCUUCAACCGCCCUCCUCGUGGCUUCCUGCCUCCUCCAGCCUUCAGAGGAGGAUUCCCCCAGCGUGGAAACUUCAACCGGGGCGGCCCCAUCCCCAGCCUGGGCGGCUCCCCCAGGGGCAGACCAAUGAGGGGCUACAUGGGACCCAGAGGAGCCCCCAUGAACAGAGGAGGUCCAAUGAACAGAGGGAACAUGAGCAGAGGAGGUGGAGCCGGAAUGAACCGUGGUGGGAACAGGGGACACCCCGGCCAGUUCCAGCAGAGAGGUGGAGGCCGUGGCAAUUUUGGAAACAAGAACGGAAACUUUGGUAACAACAGGAACAGCGGCAACUUUGGCAACAGGAACGGCAUGGACAAGGCCCAGGCCUUCAACCAGAGCUGGCAGCAAGGGUUCUGGAACCAGAAGCCGUGGAGCCAGCAGUACCAGCCUGGAUAUUACUAACACUCUUGUUCUAAUGGACUGGUGGCGACUCUGAGAUCCACCGCUAGCCACGGAACAUCCCCGCUGUCUGAGUUUUUUUUUUAUUUUCUUAGAACCCACUUUUAAUAGCCUGAGACCCAACAACCCAGACUAAAGCGACGUGGAUCUACAUUCCGUCAGAGGAGAGUAAAGGAAGCUUUCUAUAAUCUAUUCACCUGUACAGUGUGGGUUCAGCUGCAUUCAGUCAUCUGUUUAUUUCCUUUCUUUCUGUUGUAUAUUUCAUUCUUUUUCCACCUUCCACUUUUAGAUGACAUGCUUUUAAAGGAAAGAAGAUCUACUAUUUGUGAUAUCAGGAAGCAGUCGGGCAGACGUUAAGGUUUUGUUUUCAGGGUUGUGCAUUUUAUCUGUGCUGUGAUUUUUUUUUUUUUUUUUUUUGCUUUUUUUAUUACAAAUUGUAAAUAUAAUUUUUUGUGUGUAGUUUGUAUGAGAAGUUUCAGAAGCCCUGCUGAUUGAAAGGACCUUGUUGGCAGGAAGCGUGAUGAUGCUGUUAGACUGUCCGUAGAGUCCAGCAGUUAGCCUGAAGCAGCAGAAAUUACAGCAAGUUUGUCUUUUGUUGCCACCAUCGAUCCUGUAACCUAAACUCCAUAGAGCUACAAUAAACAACUCGUUGGCUUUUUUACAUUCUCCCUGGCUUAUGACUUUUGAUUCAGCUCAAAGGUGUGUAACAGACCUUUGACAGGGCGAUGGCCCGGUUUGCUACGUCAAACCGUACGGACUUCAGCCCGGCUACGAGCUCCUCUAGUAUUCCUCUCCACUGUCUUGUCUUUGUCAUUUCUAGUCCUCUAGCUACUCCACUGUAAAUUGCUUUGAGAAAGUAUUUUGGCCAAGCCAUUUUAAGGAUAGAAAUAAGCCAUUUUUAGUGCUGCAUUAUGCCUUUUUAAUCCAUGUAUGUUUAAUUUAUGCUGAGUUUGGGGCGCUGAUGAUGCUUGAUUCUCAGGAGAAAGUAUGUUUUCUAGAUUGUCUAUCAACGGUUCCUUUAGUGCAGUAGACUUCUGAGAAACGCCCAGCACUGACCAGUCCACCCAGUAUGAGUUUGAUGGAUUUAUUUUUUUAGAUUUCACACCACACUUUGAGUUUCUGACGAUGUGAGUUCAGCACAAAGGCGGGGUAGCUUCUCUUCACCAGCAAACCUAAAGGGCUACACGGCAUCGCGACACUUCAUUCUAACUCUGCUUUCCAACCCGUACGCCGUCGUUCCUUUAGAAGCUCUGUAGGGUUGGUGUUGGCGACUGUGUGGCCCGACAGUAACGGCAGCUCCCCAUUCAAACGGCCCGUAACGUCUGGAAAACCAACCGUUUCCACGACGACUCCGCUGGUGUGUCCGUGUUUUUAUUUUCCACAUGCCCAGUAAACGUGUAAAUAUACCACUAAUUCAACCAUGCACGAGUUUUCAUGAAUUAAUUGAGUAAUAAAUGUAUUGUGAUUAAGGAAGUAAUCGGUUUGCCCGCGUACUGCUGUGUGAUGAACUGUCGAUUCUAUUUAAUGUCUGGAGAGUCUGUGCCCUCCUUUUUUAUUGUUCUGGAUCCAUAAAUCUAGCCGAAUGCAAGCUUUGGGUUUACAGUAUAAUCUAUAAUACAACAGACACUAUAUUUUUAUCGCUUUGUGUUGCAGGUUGUAUAUCAGGUCUUUUAUUAUUAAACCAACAGCGCAAAAGCUUUGAGACAUUUUCAGAUUUGUUGUCUUUUCUAUCUGACGGUUUUUAAUAUUUGUGUUAAGAAAAUUGGGAUUGUAUUUUUUUUAUUUGUCUCUAUUAAAGUUAACAAAGUUGA
This is a messenger RNA of Acanthochromis polyacanthus (spiny chromis), 4337 nucleotides long. RefSeq names its product heterogeneous nuclear ribonucleoprotein Ub (gene hnrnpub). Lineage: Eukaryota; Metazoa; Chordata; Actinopteri; Pomacentridae. Bases 145 to 2529 code for a protein of 794 amino acids. The transcript has 14 exons. Gene Ontology annotation, molecular function: poly(C) RNA binding; ribonucleoprotein complex binding; transcription corepressor activity. The record is from RefSeq and is a predicted model, not a curated record. Gene Ontology annotation, cellular component: cytoplasmic ribonucleoprotein granule; kinetochore; inactive sex chromosome. Gene Ontology annotation, biological process: regulation of alternative mRNA splicing, via spliceosome; regulation of chromatin organization; positive regulation of transcription by RNA polymerase II.